UGUGAACUUUUUGGUGAAGGAAAAUGUCGACUCCCGCACGCAGACGUUUAAUGAGAGAUUUUAAAAGACUUCAAGAAGAUCCACCAACUGGUGUUUCUGGAGCGCCCACAGAUAACAAUAUUAUGAUAUGGAAUGCUGUGAUUUUCGGUCCACAUGACACACCCUUCGAAGAUGGUACAUUCAAAUUAACAAUAGAAUUUACCGAAGAGUAUCCGAAUAAACCGCCAACAGUUAGAUUUGUAUCAAAAGUAUUUCAUCCAAAUGUGUAUGCCGAUGGUGGCAUUUGUUUGGAUAUUUUACAAAAUCGAUGGAGUCCCACAUAUGAUGUAUCAGCUAUUCUAACUUCAAUACAGUCAUUAUUGAGUGAUCCAAAUCCUAAUUCGCCAGCUAAUUCAACAGCUGCCCAACUUUAUAAGGAAAAUCGCCGAGAAUAUGAGAAACGAGUGAAAGCUUGUGUAGAGCAAAGUUUCAUUGACUAGCCAUCCGCCGCCGCAGCCGCCGUUAAAGCCUUUAAUUUAAUAAAAAUUAAUCUUAAACAACAAAAACAACAACCAUUUCACCUGGAGUUCAUACUCACAAUCAUUUCCGUUUUAUAAAAAAAAACA
Messenger RNA from Musca vetustissima, 605 nucleotides. RefSeq names its product ubiquitin-conjugating enzyme E2-17 kDa (gene Ubc6). NCBI's taxonomy places the organism in Eukaryota, Metazoa, Arthropoda, Insecta, Diptera, Muscidae. The record is from RefSeq and is a predicted model, not a curated record. Gene Ontology annotation, molecular function: ubiquitin conjugating enzyme activity. The transcript is spliced from 3 exons. Bases 24 to 479 code for a protein of 151 amino acids. Gene Ontology annotation, biological process: protein polyubiquitination; DNA repair; proteasome-mediated ubiquitin-dependent protein catabolic process. Gene Ontology annotation, cellular component: HULC complex.